CGUGGACUUCCGGUGGCGGCAGCGGAAGCGGUGACUGGAUCGGGCCGGGCCACACUCGAGUGGCUUGGUCACUAUGGAGGAGAUUGGCAUCCUGGUGGAGAAAGCUCAGGAUGAGAUCCCAGCAUUGUCUGUGUCACGGCCCCAGACUGGCCUGUCCUUCCUAGCACCUGAACCUGAGGACCUGGAGGACCUGUACAGCCGCUACAAGAAGCUGCAGCAGGAGCUGGAGUUUCUGGAGGUGCAGGAGGAGUAUAUCAAGGAUGAGCAGAAGAACCUGAAGAAGGAGUUCCUCCAUGCCCAGGAGGAGGUGAAGCGAAUCCAAAGCAUCCCCCUGGUCAUCGGGCAGUUUUUGGAGGCUGUGGAUCAGAAUACAGCCAUCGUGGGCUCCACCACAGGCUCCAACUACUACGUGCGCAUCCUGAGCACCAUCGACCGGGAGCUGUUAAAGCCCAAUGCGUCAGUGGCCCUCCACAAGCACAGCAACGCGCUGGUGGACGUGCUGCCCCCCGAGGCCGACAGCAGCAUCAUGAUGCUCACCUCAGAUCAGAAGCCAGAUGUGAUGUACGCGGACAUCGGGGGCAUGGACAUCCAGAAGCAGGAGGUGCGGGAGGCCGUGGAGCUUCCGCUUACACACUUCGAGCUCUACAAGCAGAUCGGCAUCGACCCUCCGCGAGGCGUCCUCAUGUACGGCCCCCCGGGCUGUGGGAAGACCAUGUUGGCAAAAGCCGUAGCCCACCACACGACAGCUGCCUUUAUCAGGGUCGUGGGCUCCGAGUUCGUACAGAAGUACCUGGGCGAGGGCCCCCGCAUGGUCCGUGAUGUCUUCCGCCUGGCCAAGGAGAAUGCCCCUGCCAUCAUCUUCAUCGAUGAGAUUGAUGCCAUUGCCACCAAGAGAUUUGACGCCCAGACGGGAGCGGACAGAGAAGUUCAGAGAAUUCUGCUGGAGCUGCUGAAUCAAAUGGAUGGGUUUGACCAGAAUGUGAAUGUCAAGGUGAUCAUGGCGACUAAUAGAGCUGACACCCUGGAUCCCGCCCUGCUGCGGCCUGGCCGCCUUGACCGGAAGAUCGAAUUCCCACUCCCUGACCGCCGCCAGAAGAGGCUAAUCUUCUCCACUAUCACCAGCAAAAUGAAUCUCUCAGAGGAGGUGGACUUGGAAGACUAUGUGGCCCGGCCAGAUAAGAUUUCUGGAGCUGACAUCAACUCCAUCUGUCAGGAGAGUGGGAUGUUGGCAGUCAGGGAGAAUCGCUACAUUGUUCUGGCCAAGGACUUCGAGAAAGCUUAUAAGACAGUCAUCAAGAAGGAUGAGCAGGAGCAUGAGUUUUACAAGUGAUCCUGCCCUUGCCCCACCACAGGAGCCAGGUGCCAUCGUCUCUCACCUCCCCAGCUUCUGUCCCCAAACCCUGUUCUCUUUUUCUCUUUAUCCAGGAUUGGUUUGGUCAAUAAAUACACAAGAUGAAAUCC
Messenger RNA from Sorex fumeus (smoky shrew), 1461 nucleotides. It is a transcript of the gene PSMC4, whose product is annotated as proteasome 26S subunit, ATPase 4. Gene Ontology annotation, molecular function: ATP binding; ATP hydrolysis activity; proteasome-activating activity. Lineage: Eukaryota; Metazoa; Chordata; Mammalia; Eulipotyphla; Soricidae. The record is from RefSeq and is a predicted model, not a curated record. The transcript is spliced from 11 exons. Gene Ontology annotation, cellular component: proteasome regulatory particle, base subcomplex. Bases 74 to 1330 code for a protein of 418 amino acids. Gene Ontology annotation, biological process: proteasome-mediated ubiquitin-dependent protein catabolic process.